Colletotrichum truncatum is the source of this 2928-nucleotide messenger RNA. RefSeq names its product mediator of rna polymerase ii transcription subunit 16. Gene Ontology annotation, cellular component: mediator complex. The record is from RefSeq and is a predicted model, not a curated record. Gene Ontology annotation, biological process: positive regulation of DNA-templated transcription. NCBI's taxonomy places the organism in Eukaryota, Fungi, Ascomycota, Sordariomycetes, Glomerellales, Glomerellaceae.
AUGACUGAAGCAAAGAUGCCGCUCAUGCUCGAGAACGGCAUGAAUGGUGCUAUGCAGGUUGACCAGCUCGACGUCGAUGACCUAUUCGGCGAUGGCGUCGGCCUCUCUCUUCAAGCCGCUCGCCCGCCUACAAAGCAGCUGCGCCAGAGGAUAGAUGAGCUGCGAACACGUGGUUGUUGCCAGGGAGUAGCAUGGUCAAGAUCAGGAGCGAUCGCCUCCGUUUCUCCGGAUGGAAGACACCUGGAAACGAGGUUUCUUCGUUCUCACCCCGAUGAUGGCGAUUGGGGUCUCAGUGAGCCAACAAAGAUCGAGCUUAUUAGCACGAAUCCAUCUAGCCCUAUAGUCCACCUUGCCUGGGCUUCGACUGCUAGUCCUGAGCUUGCCGUUAUCGAUGCGGCCGGCAGGGUAUCCAUACUAACUUACUCAAUCAACCUUAAUCGGCCUUUCGCGACGCGAAAGUGGGAUCAUGAGCCGGGUGACGAUCUUCAAGCCGUUGUUGGUUGCUACUGGCUAUCACUGGCCCCCCAAAGUAAACAGUAUUAUGUUUGCCAUGGGCCAGCUGUAAAGGAUGGCAAUUCAUAUCGUUACGAGAGCUCCUUUGUUCAUGCUUACGGCCCUUGGCAUCCCAACCCAUCCAAAAGUGCUCUGCUCUGCGUGACGGCAAGUGGUAAUUUAAAGAUGUUCUGGGCCCAGAACAACAACAAGAUUGAGGAGACUAGCCUAGAACUUGAGAGUAUUAACUCAUCUGAUGAUUUGAUCACACAUGCCGCACUUCAUAGCGACAAAAGUUCCCUAUGGGUUGUCCUGGCUACUGCGUCUAAGCAGCUAAAGGUUGUACGAGUUGGCAUACACUGGGGCCUACCACAGUCUCAAUCCGACAACAAGCCUCCACCAGGAAGCCAAUCUCUGAACCCAACUAUGCAAGAAAAGCACGUUGCAAUCUCCAGCUGGCUGCCUAACGGGCCGACCGUAUCACCAACCGACUCUGCCAUGACCCAGAUAAGUCAUCUUGAGAUCCUGCCAUCGACCAUGGAUCUUACGGGCCAGGGAUGGGCACCGCUCGUCAUACUUGCUGUACGCACAUAUUUACCAACACCGAAUACCCCCUACCAAGAAACGCAAAGUAUUAUCGAUAAGUGGGAAGUUAUCAACGAUCAGCCCCAAAGCCUUCAUCCCGCAUUUGAGCAGCUAGGAAGUCGAAGGAACAGCACAGGUUCAGCCCCAACACCCACAUCCCGCCUCAAGAAAUAUGACCCUGUUGUUAUCAACAAGAUAAUCAUUGGGGUUCAGACCCUCCAGUACGGCAGAGUAAUCUGCCUAGCCUUCAGCGACGGCUCAGUAGAAUACCGCGACAGGUUCACAAUGCAAGAGAUAUACAACGAUAUAAAUCUUGAUAGAGUUAUGACCCUUAACCAAGUGGGCUUCACCUUCCAGGAUGAUUCUCCAUGCUUGCAAAUGGCUUUUUCUCCUACCAACUGUUCCCUGGUCAAAAUACUAGACAGUGGUAAAGUCAAAUGGAGUAAACUGCACUACCCCUUGGGUGACAUCGGCAACUCUAAUCAAGAUGCGCAAUAUUCUGCAGUGCUGGCAGGUCUCACCGUCGCCGCAUCAACAGCAGCAUUUAACAAUAUCAAUCACGAUGAUAUUUUGGCUGUUGCCCGGCCUUAUGCAGACAAGAAGCGAUUUACAUUUGACUGGAUCAAUGAGAUUGUCCGUAUGCUUAAGAUCCCGGUGGACUAUUCCGAGGAUACUCACCACGACAGUCUCGUGAGGAACAGCUCACUUCAGAUGUGCCUAAGUAUCCUCAACCACCUCGGAUACAAGGGCAUGUUCCAACCGCGGUCUUUCGGCGGCAAAUUUGCUAUGCUGGCCCUCAAUGCCCGCAACGUCGUCAUCCUAAUCACGAUUGCCAGUAACACCCCGGUCAACAUCCGCGAGAAGCUUAGUCCUCUGGAUGAGCACGAGGUGGUUGAUGCUCUCUCGGGCUGCGCAAAAUGGUCUCUUGAUCUGCUCUCUUGGCUCACCGACUCUCUUUUUGCCCUUCUUGAUGACGAGCAGUUCCUCGCCCACCUCACUCCGCAGCGCUUCUCUGAAAUGAGCGCUUAUCUGCAGUCCCGCUCCGAUGUGUCGCUUCAUCUUCUCCUCUGCUCCUCCACACGCGGCUUCCUCUCGGCUGUCUGCCGUCGUAUCCUUCACCUCGAAAUCCUCUCUAAUCGUGCCAUUGAGUUCUACGAACGCCGUGCCGCGAUUGCGAACGCCAACGACCCGUCCGCCCCGACCCCAAAGGGCCUACAUACCGUUCUUUACAAGGCGUAUCAGAAGAUGCAACGCGUCACCUCGAGCAGUCUCGUCAAGGUACAGGAGUUUGACCGUCUCUUGACUGUCCUCAACAACGAUAUCCGGUCCGCCUACCAGACAUCCCUCGCGUCACUGGCAAACAAGAACCCCACUGGGGCUCAGAUGACCGGCAAAGCCGUCGAUGCGCAGAUUAAAAAUGCCCAGAUUCAUUGCGAGCUCAACAUGCUCCUCGCGUCGUCGCCUCCGGCAGCCUUCUUCAAUGUCCUUUCGAAAUUCUUCAAUGCGGACCUCAAGAGCUACCGCGCCCAAGCUGACCCUUCCAAACUCUUUUUCGCCGAUUUCGAUCUCCUCGAAAUCGAUGACGACCGCCGGUCGCUUGCGGCGCGGAAGGCUCGCGGGAAAUAUGUCGACGUGUUUAAACGUGUCGAGCUCGUCGGGCCGCCAGUCAAAAGUGCAAAGGAGGCAGAGGAGGCCAAGGCGCCACAAUGGAGACGUUGUGUGCGUUGCUCGGCUGUCAUGGAGGAUGUUUCUGGCUCCAGACCGGGCUUUACAUUCGUCCUGGCACAGCAACGGAAGUGCUCAUGCGGUGGUCACUGGGCGUUGCUUCCACGAGGGGCUUUGGUAAGCUGA